This is a messenger RNA of Sporisorium graminicola, 1500 nucleotides long. RefSeq lists its product as uncharacterized. Gene Ontology annotation, cellular component: extracellular region. The coding region runs from base 1 to 1500 and encodes 499 amino acids. Gene Ontology annotation, biological process: carbohydrate metabolic process; chitin catabolic process. Gene Ontology annotation, molecular function: chitinase activity; chitin binding. Lineage: Eukaryota; Fungi; Basidiomycota; Ustilaginomycetes; Ustilaginales; Ustilaginaceae. The transcript has 2 exons. The record is from RefSeq and is a predicted model, not a curated record.
AUGUUUGGACGCCUCAAGCAUAAGCUCUCCCGACGCUUCGACGAGGACAAAAAAUCCUCGUCGCCGGCUUCGUCACUGCCACCUUCGCCUACCAAGCCAGCAGCAUAUUCGACUGCUGCCACAACCAGCGACACGGCUGCGACUACGCCUGCCCCCUCCACCAGCACGCCAGAAGCUAGGAAGCCUUCUUCUUCGACUGACACUACUGCUACGCCGGUCGCAACCACUCCCGCCACAUCCACGCCUGCAACCAGCGACCUCGACCACAACUCAGACAACCAGACCACGGACGCCGAAGGCCAUGACUUCACCACUAACGGUGCCGUGGUUCCUCGCAUCAACCUUGGCUAUUUCACCAACUGGGGCAUCUACGGUCGCAAGUACUCUCCCCUCGACGUGCCUAUCUGCAAUCUCACCCACGUCCUGUAUGCGUUCGCCGACGUUAACCCAGACACGGGCGAGUGCUUCCUCACCGAUCUGUGGGCCGACGAGCAGCUGCACUACACGGGUGAUUCAUGGAACGACAAGGGUAACAACUUGUAUGGCAACUUUAAGCAGUUCUUGCUGCUGAAGAAGAAGAAUCGCGCCCUCAAACUCAUGCUUUCCAUUGGCGGUUGGACGUUUGGCCCGCACUUUGCUCCCAUGGCUGCGGACGCCAAGAAGCGCGCCAAAUUCGUCUCGUCUGCUAUCACUAUCUUGGAAAACGACGGUCUGGAUGGGUUGGACAUCGACUGGGAGUACCCAGCCAACGAUGCGCAGGCGGCCCACUUCGUGCUGCUUCUCAAGGAGCUGCGUGCGGGUCUCACUGCCCACCAGAAGAAGAAGGACGACAUGGUGCCCUACCUGCUCUCCAUCGCCGCCCCGUGCGGUCCCGACCAGUACAAGGUCCUCCAAGUUGCCAAGAUGGACCAGUACCUCGACUUCUGGAACCUCAUGGCCUACGAUUUUGCCGGCUCCUGGUCCACCGUUACUGGCCACCAGGCCAACCUGUGGAACAUCAAGGGUGCUCCGCCCUCCACCGACGACGCCGUAAACUACUACAUCGGCAAAGGUGCCGUCUCGCACAAACUCGUCCUGGGCAUCCCGCUCUACGGCCGUGGCUUCGAAAACACCGACGGCCCUCAACAACCGUACAAGGGCACGGGCCAGGGCACCUGGGAAGCGGGCAACUGGGACUACAAGUUCCUGCCCAUCAAAGGCGCAAAGGAGAUGAUCAACACCAAGAUCGCCGCCAGCUGGAGCUACGACUCGGGCAAGCGCGAGUUUAUCAGUUACGACACACCGCAAAACGUGCUGCUCAAGUGUGCGUAUAUUCGACAGAAGAGGUUGAGGGGCGCCAUGUUCUGGGAGCUUAGCGGUGACGCUACCAAGGCCCAAGGUGGAGCCGAUCGCAGUCUGGUAGCACUCACAGCCAAGAACAUGGGUGUGCUGGAUACCACAUUGAACCACAUCUCGUACCCGUACAGCAAGUGGGACAACGUCAAGGCUGGCCUGAAGUGA